This is a messenger RNA of Xenopus tropicalis (tropical clawed frog), 4768 nucleotides long. RefSeq names its product ATPase family, AAA domain containing 2 (gene atad2). Gene Ontology annotation, molecular function: ATP hydrolysis activity; ATP binding. Bases 333 to 4433 code for a protein of 1366 amino acids. The transcript is spliced from 28 exons. Gene Ontology annotation, cellular component: nucleoplasm; nucleus. Lineage: Eukaryota; Metazoa; Chordata; Amphibia; Anura; Pipidae. The record is from RefSeq and is a predicted model, not a curated record.
AGUUCCCGCGCUAAAAACAAACUGCGGACGCGCCAAAACAAACGUGUCCCUCCGCGGUAUACGUGUAACCGAAUGUAGUAGUUCCUCGAGCGACUUGCUCGCACCGCGGCCGAUACACGUGUACGUACGGUUUACACGGGCAGAGAGUAUUAGCUGCGCUGACGGAAGGCGCUUGGUGUUGGAAAUAGGAAAACCAUAGUUUAGACAGUCGGCGGAGGGAUAUGAUCUGGGAGAGCGUCAGGCUGUGGAAGUUUUGUGGCGCCAGAAUUUGGAAUCGCUGUCCCGUCCGACUGAUCCGUUUGUGAGGGUUGUAAUCAGCGGCGGGAGCGGUCAUGGUGCUGCUUCGGAGCUCUACGGGGACGGCUAACGGCGCUGGGCCUUCUUACCGGGAGCAAGACUCUCUGCUCGAUGCCAGCUCCGAGUUUCUGAGUCUGGAGCCCCAGAACGAGUCCCCGGAGUUGGGCAAACGGAGGUCUCAGAGGAACACCGGCACCAAUGGGGCGGCCCGGUCUGGCCAAGGUCCCUUUUCUGAUAAUGAGGGUCCCAGUAGCCAUACUCAGAAAACUUUAAGAAAGCGGAAGUUUGAAGACCUUCAGAGUAGCCCAGAUAAAAGCCUGGAUAAAACCAAUGAAAUGAAUGAUAAACAUGAAGUCAGGAGACUUACAAGAAGGGGGGCAAAGCAAGAAGCAGAUGCAAGCAUGAAUGGAAACUGCAAUGGAGAAGAACUAGCAACCUCUCCUUGUGAAACCUCAAGGAGGACAAGAAACACAGAGAAGGCUGCUGCCCAUCAAGUGAAUGGAGAUGUAGAGGUUCGCCGGAGUGGAAGGAUCAGGAGAAGCCGUUACAGCACAACUAAUCAGUCUGUUCUGUUUGACAAACUCAUAACAAAUACCGCUGAAGCUGUUUUGCAAAAGAUGGACCACAUGAAGAAAAUGCGCCGCCGACGUCUUCGGGACCUUGAUGAACUUGGAGUCUUCAAUAGCACUGAAGAGAGCAUUGAUAUGUAUUCACGGGUGAAGCAAAAACGUGGUGCUGCACGAUUAGAUGAGGAAACCACAGAUAAUCAAGAGGAAAGUGGUGAAACAUCUGAAGAAGGGGAAGAGCAAGACGAGGAUGGGGAUGAGGAGGAAGAGGAGGAGGAUGAUGAUGAGGAGGAGGAAGAAGAUGACGAUGAAGACGGAGAAGAAGAUAACCAAAAGCGUUAUGAAUUCCGUCAGAGAAAAACAGUUGUGCCCUACCAGGCUCCCUUAGCAGAACCCAGGAGCUAUAAGAAGCGUGGUAUGUUUUAUGACAAUACCGCUUCUCCAACAAGAAGGUAUCAUCGGUUUGGUUCUGCUGGACCAAGAAGUCCUUACUGCAAAAGGCGUCUUAACAGGAGAAGACAUGCAAUCCAUAGUAGUGAUUCCACAUCCUCGUCAUCAGAUGAUGAGCAACAUUUUGAGAGGCGUCUGAAUCGGAGUCGUAACAAAGCUAUUAGCAGGUGCCUACCUCUUAAUCUGCAAAGAGAUGAUCUAAAGGGAAUUCAAAAAGACAGAAUGAAAAUAGGAGCAAGCCUUGCAGAUGUGGAUCCAAUGCAGAUAGAUGCAACUGUCAGAUUCAGCAGUGUUGGGGGACUUUCUAAACAUAUUUCUUCUCUCAAGGAGAUGGUCGUUUUCCCUUUACUUUAUCCUGAAAUAUUUGAAAAAUUUAAGAUACAACCUCCACGUGGCUGUCUGUUCUAUGGCCCUCCUGGUACAGGAAAAACUUUGGUUGCUCGGGCACUGGCCAAUGAGUGCAGUAUUGGUGAUAGGAGAGUAGCUUUCUUCAUGAGGAAAGGCGCAGACUGCCUAAGCAAAUGGGUUGGAGAGUCUGAGCGCCAGUUAAGGCUACUUUUUGAUCAGGCCUAUCAGAUGCGCCCUUCGAUAAUAUUUUUUGAUGAAAUAGACGGCUUGGCACCUGUAAGAUCCAGUCGACAGGAUCAAAUUCACAGUUCUAUUGUUUCCACCUUGCUUGCUCUUAUGGAUGGACUGGACAGUCGAGGAGAAAUCGUGGUAAUUGGGGCCACAAAUAGACUUGACUCAAUUGACCCUGCUUUAAGACGACCGGGGCGUUUUGACAGAGAAUUUCUUUUUUCCUUGCCUGACCAAGAGGCAAGAAAGGAUAUUCUCAAGAUUCACACAAAAGAAUGGAACCCAAAGCCAUCGGACCUGUUUUUGGACGAAUUGUCUGAAAAAUGUGUUGGAUACUGUGGAGCAGAUAUAAAGUCUGUGUGUGCAGAAGCAGCUCUUUGUUCAUUGCGCCGCCGAUAUCCCCAGAUUUAUACCACAACAGAAAAAUUGCAACUGGAUGUUGAUUCUAUAAAGAUUACUGCUAAAGACUUCAUUACAGCCAUGCAGAAAAUCGUGCCAGCAUCCCAGAGAGCGGUCAUAUCUCCUGGGCAAGCACUGUCUCCAAUAAUCCAACCACUUCUUCAGAACACACUUUGUAAAGUCCUGAAAGCUCUGACAAAAAUAUUUCCUCAUGCUCUUGAAGGAAUCAAGAAAGAAAAACAAUCUGAACUUUCCAAUCACCUGCUGGAUGAAGAUUUAUUAUAUAGUGAUGAUGAGGGCCUAUCAGUUUUUGACAAUGGAUUACCUAACAAAACGCCAAACAAACCAAAUCGGCCAUUUCUUCAGCUACAUAUGAGUGCACAUAAUCAUCCAACAUCCUAUAGGCCUAGGCUCCUAUUGGCUGGGAAACCUGGGCAUGGGCAAGGGACACAUCUGGCUCCUGCAGCUAUACAUGCCUUGGAGAAGUUUACUGUAUACACAGCAGAUCUUGCUGUUCUGUUUGGUGUUGGUGCUACAUCUCCUGAAGAGACAUGCGCUCAGCUAUUUCGGGAAGCUAAGAGAACUGCCCCAAGUAUACUGUAUAUUCCACAUAUUCAUUUGUGGUGGGAAACAGUCAGUGACACACUGAAGGCAACAUUUGUUACUUUGCUGAAAAGCAUUCCUUCCUUUUCACCUAUUCUCCUCCUUGCAACAUGCGAUGUGGAUCAUUAUAAGUUGCCGCACGAGUUGCAGGAACUUUUUGUGGAAGAGUAUGGUGAAGUAUUUCAUGUUCUGUUGCCAAACAAAGAGGAAAGGAGGGUGUUCUUUGAGGAUCUUAUAAUAAAUCAAGCUGCCAAAGCUCCAGUUUCUAAAAAGAAAGCAGUUCUGCAGGCAUUGGAGGUUUUGCCUGUUGCUCCUCCACCUGAGCCACGCACGCUCUCAGCUGAGGAACUGAAACAAUUGGAAGAGCAGGAAGAGAGCACACUGCGAGAGCUGAGACUCUUUUUAAGGGACGUCUCCCACAGACUUGCCAUAGACAAACGCUUCAGAGUUUUCACCAAGCCUGUUGAUCCAGAAGAGGUGCCUGAUUAUGUGACUGUCAUUGCACAGCCGAUGGAUCUCUCUACUGUCAUCAGCAAAAUUGAUUUGCACAAGUAUCACACUGUGAAGGAAUAUUUAAAAGAUAUUGAUCUCAUAUGUAGCAAUGCUUUAGAGUACAACCCUGAUAAGGACCCAGGAGAUCGUUUGAUCAGGCACAGAGCGUGCACUCUCAAAGAUGCCACUUACGCAAUAAUUAAAGAGGAGUUGGAUGAAGAAUUUGAAAAGCUUUGUGAAGAAAUCCAAGAAUCUCGCAAGAAAAGAGGUUUUUGUGCUUCCGCAUUUGCACCAACUUUUUACCAUGUUCUGCCGAAACAAAAUGGCUUUACAGAUGGAAAGAAAGCAGAAACGGAGAAGACAGGGCAGUCGUCGGUACCCCUGGCAGCCAGCACACCAAGUGCACCCCAAUAUAAAAAGAAAUACAGGAGGAAAAGCCGUUGGAGUUCGGGUAACUGUACUAAAAAAAAGAAGCUUCUCCCAUCUUUUAAAAAUGAAAACGAGAAAAUUAAUGGAAAGGCUGAAAGUGAGGCUGACCAGGAAAAUCCAGAAUCGAGCCUUGACCAUACGGAGAUAGAGCUGGAUUCUUCAGCCGACGCAGGGAAUGAGACGCCUGCAGCAGACAAUCAUACUGAGGACUUUCCAAUGCACACAUUAAAAGCCGCUGUUAAUACUGAGGAACCUGAAUCUACGGCACCUCAAGAGCCAACAAGAAAAGAAGCUGAUGCUGUAGAGAACAGUGAAUCAGGUGAUGUACAUUUUAUGCGUAUGACCCGUGGAAGACAACUUCAGGUUGAACAGCAGCAAUUGGUCAGCGUUGAGGAAGCUAUGGAGGUACUUUCAGAAGCGACCCCAGCCUUGUAUGUUGAUCAUCAGAAACUUAAGAAUCUUCUGGACAAAGCUGUAGUAAGAAGCAAUGAAUAUAAUGUAUUUCAGCUGGAAAAGAUGUAUGCCUUACUCAGCCAGUGUAUAUACAGACAUCGUAAAGACUACGAUAAAACGAUGUUACUAAAGGAAAUGGAAGAUGAAAUAAAUGGCUUCAGAAAAUGAAAUGUAUGGAUUUUACCUCACAUGCCCUGUCCAGAUGUGAUCUAUAUAUAAUAUAUGCAGCCUUAAUAAAUGUUCUAUUUACUUGUAAAUAUUUACUUGGAAAAGGUAUUAUUCAGAUACAGACCGUAUUUCAUACUAAUGUGCACCUCACAUUUGUGUAUCGCCCCCAUCCCCUCUUUAUAUGGAGUCUAAGAGUUGGAAAUCUGUAAAUACGAUUGUGGAAAAUGAUUUUUUUACCACCUGUAUAGCCAGGUCCAAGGUGAAAUCUUGUAUAUCUGACUUCUGGUUCUGAAAUGGUAUAUUGUCAUCAAAAUAAAGUUUUUAUUUAUACCAAA